Linum tenue is the source of this 216-nucleotide messenger RNA. The record is from the annotation of a GenBank genome assembly. Lineage: Eukaryota; Viridiplantae; Streptophyta; Magnoliopsida; Malpighiales; Linaceae.
GCCGAGUUUGCCUUUCACACUAUCAGUGACCAUCUCGUGAUGCCCUCCGAGUAUACCACCUCGUCCCUGGAUAGCAAUAGGCGUCUCGCUGAGACCGCUUCUCGGUUCUUCUUUUCGGCUCAUAUUGGGUUUUCGCAGGUCAUUCUGUUGAAUAACCGCAUGUCCCGGACUGUGGAGGACAAUGCUGUUGAGAUAGCUAAGCUGAAGAAAAGCGCC